This is a messenger RNA of Cucumis sativus (cucumber), 1611 nucleotides long. RefSeq names its product type 2 DNA topoisomerase 6 subunit B-like. The transcript is spliced from 12 exons. Lineage: Eukaryota; Viridiplantae; Streptophyta; Magnoliopsida; Cucurbitales; Cucurbitaceae. Gene Ontology annotation, biological process: reciprocal meiotic recombination; meiotic DNA double-strand break formation. Bases 66 to 1562 code for a protein of 498 amino acids. Gene Ontology annotation, molecular function: protein-macromolecule adaptor activity. Gene Ontology annotation, cellular component: condensed chromosome. The record is from RefSeq and is a predicted model, not a curated record.
UUGUUCUUAAGCCAGGCUCAACUUGAAGCAUAUAAAAAUGAGAUUUGAAUUGGAAACCGUCGUGCAUGGUUUUAUUUACGAGAGUGCGGGAGUUGGUUUUAGUGUUCUCUCAAAUCUGCAAUCAUGGAGUUUGCUUCUCUUCAAGAUCUCUACCUACAUUGCAGCUAAUUUCUUCGGCAAUACGGAGGUGCAUCUGUUCCGAACGACUUUGCAGACUCUCAGUUCUUCUUCAACGCUCUCCCGCUUCCGAUCCUCCACUUGUUCGUAUUUCCAUUUCAGAUACCGGCCAUGGAAACUGCAUACAGGAGUUUCAGGAUUUGAAGUGCCCCGUCGAAGGUAUCCUUGCCGAAACGUGGGAUGGAAUUGUUUACGUGAGAACGACCAAGAUUGCAGAUAUUUCUGAUCCUGAGAUAAGUUGCUAUCAGUUGAAUCUGAAAGAGAAUGUCACUACCAGGAAGCCAAUUCGGCUACCAUCAAACAUUAAGCAUGCUGUGAAAUUCAGUGGAACCGAAGUGUGUUUGUUUGUUUCUGAAAGUGUUGAUGUUUUGCUGGCGGAGAUCAACUGCUUAUUUCAUCAGAUCCUUAUUCUAAAGGUCCCAAAUAUUGCAAUGGAAGUUGUGGCCGAUGGCCAGGAUACCUCAGGGUCACUUAAUGAUGCUGUUUUCCUAGAAAACUUGUUCUCGGGUUCCUCUUUCACAGCCUCAACCCUUGAUCUUUUGAAAUUGGGCCUUGAGGAUUUUGUAUUAAGGCAUGGAUCUAGUUCGAUGUGCAACUCUUGUUUCCCUAACAGGGAUGAACUGAAGAGUGGGGGUGGAAUGGUUUGUGAAGACAAGCAUAAAAUUACCAAACUGGUAGUGGAGGCAGCAGUUGUGAUUGGUGAAAUAUCAAAUCUGACCAAUAAUUGCUUUGGAGCAGGAUGCUCUGAUACAAAGGUUCUUUGUUUUAAAGAUUUUGCUCCUUGUUCGAUCUCGGAGGCAUUUCUAAAGGCAUUAACAUUCAUUGACUGGAAACGUCAUGGAUUGACUUUGGAAUGUGCUAUCAAUCAAAGAAGGCAUGCACUAUUAAAGUGGGAACAGACGCCCUUAUCUUUUCAUAUUCAUAUUGUUGUCCACUACUAUCAUAAGCUUGUUGCCAAUGCCACACCAGUGGUGCAGCAGACUCGAUUCGAUAAAAAACUCAUAAGCAAAGCAGUUCAACUUGCACUGGAAGACUUCAAGAAUAAACAUGCGGGAUUUCUUCUCAGUGUUGAUAACCUCAAGAUCAGUAGGUUUGCCCCUGAUUUAGCCAAAGCGAUGGCUGGCCUAGUUUUAUACUCCAACGACAUGGAUUUCAAAAAAGAAUGCCUUGCAAUUCUUGGAUUGCAACCUCACCAAUCAGGGGGCGAAGUUGUUGAAGAAACUAUAAAGAAAAAAAUAAUUUCAGUGAUAGAGAAGAAUGAUCAGAGGCCACAAGGAAUUAAAGAAGUUGCCCAUCUUUUGUUUAAGGAUGGUCGCCAAAAAUUACAGGUUGUGGACAAUGACAACGAAUAUUGCAUGGAUGAUUUUGAUCCAAUGAAUUUGUAAGUAUAAACUUUGUGUUGAAUAAAAAUGAAACUCAUACUUUAGGUGAAAA